Messenger RNA from Iphiclides podalirius (scarce swallowtail), 345 nucleotides. Lineage: Eukaryota; Metazoa; Arthropoda; Insecta; Lepidoptera; Papilionidae. The record is from the annotation of a GenBank genome assembly.
AUGGUAAGAGAAAUAAGCUCCGAGGAAGUUAAAAAACAUCGUGAUAGUAAAAGUGUGUGGAUUAUCAUACAUAAUGAUGUUUACGAUGUAACAAGUUUUUUGGAAGAGCACCCUGGUGGUGAAGACUCGCUGCUCGAAGUAGCUGGGGAAGAUGGCACACAGGGAUUUGAAGAUGUGGGACAUAGUGAAGAUGCAAGAGAAUUAUUGAAGAAAUAUAAGAUUGGGACACUUCCGGCCGGUGAAACAAAAAAUCAAGUAUCAGAUAAUAGAUUGAAUUUGAAAUGGGCGAUCGUGGCGUUAGCGGGCGCAAUACUCGUUGGCGUCGCACUUAGGAAGUACCUGCGA